Molecule: messenger RNA, 2446 nt
Organism: Phragmites australis (common reed)
Lineage: Eukaryota; Viridiplantae; Streptophyta; Magnoliopsida; Poales; Poaceae
Product: probable galacturonosyltransferase 7
Exons: 9
Coding region: 80-1933 (617 amino acids)
Molecular function (GO): polygalacturonate 4-alpha-galacturonosyltransferase activity
Source: RefSeq, a predicted model, not a curated record
CCCGCAACUGCUUCCAACACGUCUUGCCGCGGUGCGAUGAUCAGCAGACGGGCGCCGGGGACCGGAGGAGGAGGAUACCAUGAAGGCGGUGGCGGCGCAGAGGCGGAGGGGCCCGCGCGUGGCGGUGCUGGCGCUCGUCCUCUGCUCCCUCCUCGUGCCCCUCGCCUUCCUCUUCGACCGCUCCCCCUCCGGGUACGUGACGACGGAGGAGCGCCACCGACAAGAGGUCGUUCUGCCUUCGUUCGAUCACGUGGAGAAGAGGGAUGGUCGUGGUGCUGUCAGUGGAGUGAGACAGGAUGCUCCGAACAAGAUCCCCAAAGGUAGUGCUGGAAUCGGUCAUCAGCAUAAGCAAAUCGAUCGCAACUCUUCCAUUGGUGGUGCUAAACCAAAAGUUCUUCCAGCACCAAAAGAUAAACCAUCGAAGGUUGUGGCAGAAUCAACUCGAGACACAAGAGAGGUUAGCAAAGAUAUAAAGGGGCAACAAAAAGGUGCAAAAGCUGAUGAAUUGGAAAAGACGAAAGCUUGUCAACUUGAAUUUGGGAGCUAUUGUCUCUGGUCCAUAGAACAUAAAGAGAUAAUGAAGGAUUCUAUAGUAAAAAGGCUAAAAGACCAACUCUUUGUGGUGCGCUCAUACUAUCCAAGCAUUGCAAAACUUCAAGGACAGGAUGCUCUUACUCAGGAAAUGAAGCAAAACAUACAAGACCAUGAGAGGGUUCUUAGUGUAUCAACAGUUGAUGCUGAUCUGCCAUCCUUUAUCAACAAGAGGAUAGAGCUGAUGGAGCAAACAAUAGCGAGAGCCAAAUCUUGCACCGUGGAUUGUAUCAAUGUUGACAGGAAGCUUCGCCAGAUACUUGAUAUGACUGAGGAUGAAGCUCGUUUUCAUAUGAAGCAGAGUGGAUUCCUCUACAAUCUUGGUGCCCAGACAUUACCGAAAAGUCAUCAUUGUCUUUCUAUGAGGUUGACAUUAGAAUAUUUCAAAUCACCUUCGUUGGAUUCAGAUGAUUCUCCUCCCAAGUUUAAUAAUCUGAAAUAUAGGCAUUAUGUUAUAUUGUCUAAGAACAUCAUUGCGUCUUCUGUCGUGAUAAACUCAACUGUGAGCAGUUCUAAGGAGCCAGGCAACCUUGUUUUUCAUAUCCUAACUGAUGCUCAGAACUUCUACUCCAUGAAACACUGGUUUGCCAGGAAUUCAUACAAAAAAGCAGCACUACAUGUCAUAAACUAUGAAGCCGUUACUUUGGAGAAACUGCCAAAGUAUAGUAUGCGGCAGCUGUAUUUGCCAGAGGAGUUUCGUGUUCUCAUUAGGAGCAUUAAGCAGCCUACUGAGAGCACAAGAGUGGCAUACCUGCCACUGUUCAGCCACUCGCAUUUCCUUAUUCCAGAAAUAUUCAAAUAUCUAAACAAGGUGGUUGUGUUGGAUGAUGAUGUAGUUGUUCAACGUGAUCUGUCUUUCUUGUGGAAUAUUGAUAUGGGGGACAACGUAAAUGGUGCAGUUGAAUUUUGUGGUCUGAAACUGGGUCAAGCGAGAAAUCUCUUGGGUAAAACAGCAUAUGAUCCUAAGUCAUGUGCAUGGAUGUCGGGGGUGAAUUUAAUUAAUUUGGAUAAAUGGAGGGAACAUAAUGUUAUGGAGAAUUACCUGCUACUCAUGAAAAAGUUCAAAUUCAAGGGUGAGGGAUCUCUGCGAGCAGCAGCAUUUCCUCUAAGCUUGCUAUCUUUCCAGCAUCUCAUCUAUCCCCUUGAUGAAAAGUUGACUCUGGCCGGACUUGGAUAUGAUUAUGGAAUUGAUGAAGAUGUUGCUCGGAGAUCUGCAUCAUUGCAUUACAAUGGUAAUAUGAAACCUUGGCUUGAACUAGGUAUACCGGACUACAAGAAGUACUGGAAGAGGUUUUUCAUUCAAGGAGAUCGAUUUAUGGACGAGUGCAACGUAAAUCCAUGACACAGAUGAACCUGAAAAUCAGAAAGAUUGACAAAUAGAUUGCUACAUUUACCGGCCUCACUAAAGUUAAGUAUCGGCUGAUUGGAUGCCUGUCAACCCCAAAAGCUAUGCACAGAAGCACAUUGCACUAGAACAACAAACACUUCUGUCGAACAGGAAAAGUGGCGCAGUUGGUGGCUACCAAUGUUGAAAGGAGUGGGUACAUGCAGCACAUCUCUGUUCAACGAAUUAACAUUCUUGAUUGCACAAGUCCGAUGACUAUGCAGCAGCAAGCAAGGAGGACGAGAAUUAUGCUUCAAGUAAACUGUCAACAAUAUUGUCCAGAUUAUUAGAUAGGAUUUUAUUUUGGGAGUCUUAGCACAUUUACUGGAACCGGUGUAUUACGCUCGUAGAUGUUGAUUUUUUUGUUUCCAUUUUCCUCUCUGCCAAUAAGGGUACACGUAUGUAUUCGUUAGUCAUACUUUUGUUCUUAGUUGUAGCGUAUUGAUUAUUUAUAAAAAUUACAAUCCUGAA